Messenger RNA from Nicrophorus vespilloides, 1695 nucleotides. RefSeq names its product dnaJ homolog subfamily C member 7 (gene Tpr2). The transcript is spliced from 2 exons. Gene Ontology annotation, molecular function: protein binding. The coding region runs from base 53 to 1558 and encodes 501 amino acids. NCBI's taxonomy places the organism in Eukaryota, Metazoa, Arthropoda, Insecta, Coleoptera, Silphidae. The record is from RefSeq and is a predicted model, not a curated record.
AGUUAGCACCGCGCGACCCGCUCUCAAUGUAAAAAGUCUUUCUACAGUAAAGAUGGCGGAUGUGAUAGAGGACAUUGCCAUGGAGUGCAGCGACAAUGAGGAAAUUCUACCAAAAACCAACUCCGAGCUGGCAGAACUCAAGAAGGAGAAUGGCAACCAGCUGUACAAAAUUAAGCAAUACAAAUCGGCGUUGCCGCUGUACACGGAGGCGAUUGAUCUAUGCCCGAAGACCGCCUCCUACUAUGGCAAUCGAUCCGCCUGCUAUCUGAUGUUGAACAAGUACCGCGAGGCCUUGGAGGACGCUCGUCGCGCCAUCCAGCUGGACCCGACCUUCACCAAGGGUUACAUCCGCGUGCUGAAGUGCGGCAUCGCGCUGGGAGACAUCACUACGGCCGAAGGAGCGUUGAAGAAAAUCAACGAGAACGUGAUCAACACUACAGUCGCCGCGGAGAUGAGGCAGGUGGAGAUCCUGAAGCAGUACGAAGGAGAGGCGUUGAAGGCUUCCGAGAAAAUGGACUACAGGAAGAUCGUUUACUGCAUGGACAGAUGCCUGGACCAAUCGCCAACCUGCGCCAGAUACAAGAUCACCAAGGCCGAGUCCUUGGUGUUCCUCGGACGGUACGACGAAGCCCAGGAGAUCGCCAACGGAGUUCUCCAUCUGGACAAGGGUAACGCGGAUGCCAUCUUCGUGCGCGGCGUCUGCCUCUACUACGACGAUAACAUCGACAGCGCGUUUAAUCAUUUCAUACAGGUUCUUCGUCUUGCACCCGAUCAUAACAAAGCUAAGGAUAUUUACAAACGUGCCAAGCUGCUGAAGAAGAAGAAGGAGGAGGGUAACGAGGCGUACAAGACGGGCAAACAUUCUGAAGCGCACGCUCUUUACUCCGAAGCAUUAACCAUUGAUCCGAUGAACAAGAAAACCAACGCCAAAUUGUACUUCAACAGAGCACUGGUGCUCACGAAACUUGGCAAGAACGCGGAUGCCAUCUCCGAUUGCACGAACGCCCUCAAGCUGGACGAGAAGUAUCUGAAGGCGCUGCUGAAGAGGGCCAAGUGUUACAUGGAUUCAGGCGACUAUGAGGAGGCAGUGCGCGAUUACGAGCAGGCUUGCAAGAUGGAAAAGAGCAGGGAGAACAAGAGGCUUCUGCAGGACGCCAAGUUCGCGCUCAAAAAGUCCAAGAGGAAAGACUACUACAAAAUCUUGGGAGUGGAGAAGAACGCCUCCGAGGAUGAGAUCAAGAAGGCUUACAGAAAAAGGGCACUGGUGCACCAUCCGGAUAGGCAUGCUAGCGCCUCCGAAGCGGAGAAGAAGGAGCAAGAAAAGAAAUUCAAAGAGCUGGGCGAGGCGUAUAGUGUGCUUUCAGAUCAGAAGAAGAAGGCUCGGUACGACAGUGGACAGGACUUGGACGACUACGCCGACGGUGCUGGUAUGCACGACUUUGACGCCCAGCAGGUCUUCCAGACGUUCUUUACCAGUCGUGACUUCAACUUCGGAGGUGCACCUGGAGGUGGUGGCGGCGGCGGCUUCCCCGGGGGAUUCUCUUUCCAGUUCGGUUAGACACGUACACACCCACAAAACUACCCACAAGUAAACCAUCAAAAACAAACACUUGAAUACAAGAAGUUCCCCCUCCCUCGUACUGUCGUGUUUACUACAUUCCACAAUCAUACUGUUAUGAAUUCGGUAGUAUUUUU